This is a messenger RNA of Drosophila serrata, 2787 nucleotides long. RefSeq lists its product as uncharacterized. Gene Ontology annotation, molecular function: protein binding. NCBI's taxonomy places the organism in Eukaryota, Metazoa, Arthropoda, Insecta, Diptera, Drosophilidae. Gene Ontology annotation, biological process: cytoskeleton organization. The record is from RefSeq and is a predicted model, not a curated record.
UCGCUUCACACCGCAUUCGUAAACAAAGACAAUGAAAGCUCCCCGAAGUUUUUCGAGCCAGAUAGUUUUUCGCCGUCGAGUCGAGCGCACGAACCAAAAGACGCUAAACAAAAGUAAAAACUAAUAGUGCUUAAAGUGUAUUGUGUAAAACACGCCGCGUCUCUGCGCUGUCUCGCUCUGGCACACUCGCAAAUACCGACACAGGCACACACACACGCGGCAAUAUACAUACCUGUCUGAGAGCAAACGAAAACGGUGCAAAGAAAAUCGGGAAAAUAGGCUCUGAAAAUUCACUCGAAUUUCGAAACGCAGAUUAAACAACUCUCGGUCUUUGCUCGGGAAAUAAUGUGUUAAACUUUGUGAAAAUAAAAGGGCCUGAAAAAUUAAGCUGCAGCUUAAAACGCUGAAGAGGAAACAUCUGGGCGCGAAAAAAUCGAUUCAGGGCGAUGUAAUAUUGCCAAAUUUACGGUACCUCGUUGCAAUCAACAAUUUUGACAGCAACAAAAACUAGGCGGACAGGGAGAAGCGCCAGAUUAGGAUAGAGUGCGACGGAGAUAGGUAGCUAGCGGCGAAUUACGCGUGAUAGUAAAAAUAUAAAUAAAAGCGAGAAGCGCAACAACCCGCGCUUAGUCAUCCGUGUGAGAUAAAGAGAUAAAACUGCAAGCCUGGUGCCUGGUAUCUGGCAGAUACAAAAUAAAUCUGGAAAACCCCCCAGCAGAGCAAAAGGAACUCGUCAAAUCGUAAACGUAAUUACAACAUUUGCAGCAGCAGCAGCGACGGUGGCGGUGGAAGCAACAAUAACAACAACAACAACAAUAAUACGGCAACGCCUACGACACGCCAGUGAUUACAAUAACAAAAAGAUUUGAGCUUUUGUUGUAGCUUGUUGCCUUUGAAUUUGGUUGCUCACCUCCAUCGGCAUCUGAAAUUGGGCAUUCACAUAAGCGGCUUAAAUACGCGGUUAACCAAACGGCGGCCGUAUAGAGCUGGAAUCUGCAAGUGGCACACCUGUUUGGCCACGGGUCAUAGUGGAGAGUGAAGAGUGGAGAGUUGGCUAGUUGGGUAGUGGAGAGCUGAAAGCCAAUUGGAGCACGAGCACCAUCAUUGCAAUCACAUCUCGCCAUGUCUCGUCUCACCGAGGAAAUGGUUAUUGCGCGGGCCAAGCAGUCCGAUCUUGGCCUGAUCAAAAAGCUUAAUUGCUGGGGAAGUGAUCUCAGCGAUGUGUCCAUCAUCAAGCGAAUGCGUGGAGUGGAAGUUCUAGCUCUGAGCGUGAACAAGAUCAGUACGCUUUCCUUCGAAGAGUGCCAGAAGCUGCAGGAGUUAUAUCUGCGCAAGAACAACAUCUCGGACAUCAAUGAGAUUGCCUACCUGCAGAAUUUGCCAGCUCUGCGCUACCUCUGGCUGGAGGAGAAUCCCUGCUGCGAGCGAACCGCCAACUAUCGCGCGGUUGUCUUACGCGCCCUGCCCAACCUCAAGAAGCUGGACAAUGUGGAGGUCACCCAAGAGGAGGUGGACGAAGCCUUGCGUGGCAGCGGUGGCCCCGUGGUCGAUGAUGAGGUUUACGAGGACGCCUACCAACAACAGCAGCAACAGCAGCAGCAGCACCAGCAGUCGCAGCCGCAACAGAUGCCGCAACAUCAGCAGCAGCACAGCUACCCGCAACACUCUCCGCCAACGCAGCAGCAACAGUAUCAGCAGCAGCAUCAACCGCAGCAGCAGCCACAGCAAUCGCAGCAGCAGCGUCGCAGCUCCAGUCCCAUGAAAGAGCCGCCACCGCAGUUAGCCAGUCCGCUGGCCAACAACAGCAGCGAAGGGACCAUCACCCAUAGUGCCAGCGAUCUCUACGGCAGCCAGAUGCAGCAGGCACAGCCGCUGCAUGGCUCCAAGCCCCCCACACCCACCAAGGAACCCGCGCAUCCGCCAUCGCCCAUGUAUAACAAUAUAACCAAAGAGCAGCGCACCCACCACCAGUACGACCGCUCGCCGGGUUCCGACCAGGAGAGUAGCCCGCAAACGGGUUACAGGGAGGUGCGGCCCACGCCGCUCCCUCCCAGCAUCUCCACGCACUCGAUGAAGGAAUACUAUCAGUCGGAUCGUCCGGCUGGCUAUCCAGCACACUAUCGCCACAGCCAGACAGACCUCACCGAAUGGGAGGAGCACCAGCAGGCGCCACAGGUGCAUCACAAUCCCUACGGCAGCCAAAUGCAGUUACACCACCAGCGGCGCAGCGAUCCCAACUUCCGUAAUGGCAGCGCUCGGGAAAAUGGCGGCGAGUGGGAGCAGGAGGAGAGACCCAGGUCGAGGCGCCCCGAGGGUCGUUUCAGUGACUCGACGACAACUCUUUCGGCCUCCGUGAUGAAUCACUACGCGGGCUACCAUCGCAGGCCAGUCAAUAGGACAUCGAAUCUGCUGUCUGCUGCGCUGUGUUUGGUUAAGGAGCUGGACUACGCCAGCCUGGAGGUGCUGGAGCACGCCGUGCGGUGUCGCAUCGAUGAGAUGGCGGGCGAAUGAUGAAGACGACUCUCUAAUCGCAUGUCGAUUAGCUAAUAUCCACACUAAACAAAAACAAAAAAAGACCAGGAGAAAGACAGAGGCGAGGAGUGAGGAGUGAAGCGAAAACUGCAGCUGAUAUUAUUAUACUAACGUCUUAAGCAACAAAUGGAAAAUCAGAUACUUAACGGAUAACGAAAACGAUUCAUACUUGCCAAUUUGUAAACUGUCAUAGUGUAACUAGCGUCUUUUUGUAAGCAUUUUGUCACGUAACUAAAUAUGCUGACGGAAUCGAAA